AUGUCCUCUGCCGCACGAGAUCGUCCUCUGUUACAUGUCCCGUCUGAACCGCAGAAGACCGAGACAAGCUUGUUUCGUGAGCACAUCAAUGCCAAAUAUGGGCUGCACCUGGAGCACUACGGGGACCUAUACAAGUGGUCUACUUCUCCGCAGAGCUACGACAAAUUCUGGGAAGAAGUCUGGGAAUGGACCGGCGUGAUAGGCGAUAAGGGAUCUAUUGGGGCUGUCGACACAUCUCUAAGGAUCGAUGAUGUGCCCCCGUUCUUUCCUGGAUCGUCUCUAAAUUUUGCGGAGAAUCUGCUGAGGCAUGGACAGUCAACUAAAGUUGCACUUGUUCAGGCAGUGGAGCCAACUCCGAAUAACCUUCCACCAAAGGUCAGAAGUGUGACCUACGCAGAGUUAAACACUCUGGUAGCAAGGCUUGUGAAUAACCUACGAGGAUAUAUUAAUCCAGGGGACAGAGUUGCCUCUUAUUCUUCGAACAACAUCGAGAACAUUAUUGCCUGCCUUGCCACCACAGCUCUUGGCGGAAUCUGGGUCAGCGCUGCGGCACAUUUUGGAGCAGAUGGUGUCCUCGAGCGCCUGGAACAGGUGAAACCCAAGAUCGUGUUUUCUGUUGACGGGACUGUUUACAAUGGUCGAUGCCAUGCACACAUCCCAAAAUUGGUCUCUGUGCUUUCUCGUCUCAGUAUCCCCCCUGAGAAGGUCGUUAUCAUUCCAGGCCUUCCCCAAUCCGAGUGUCCUCCAGCCUACGAGUUUCAGCACAACUGGAUAUCUUGGGAUAAAUUCCUUGCACCAGAGUCUGCUGUGGAGGGUCUUCCUAUCAAAUUCUUCAGAACAGCUUUUGACUGGCCUCUGUGGAUUCUCUUCAGCUCAGGAACCACUGGGAGACCAAAACCAAUUGUACAUCGAGCAGGAGGAAUGCUGCUCCAGCUAAACAAAGAGCUACUUAUAUGCGGCGACUUCAAAGCAUCCGAUGUAUUCUUUUAUUAUACCACGACAGGCUGGAUGAUGUGGAACUAUCUCAUUGCCGGACUUACAGCCGGAUGCAGUUUGGUUUUGUAUGACUGUAGCCCUUUGAAAGACCCGUCUAUCUUAUGGAGGUUGGCUGAACAAUGCAAAAUAACUGUUUUUGGAACAAGGUCCGUAUUGCCAAAAGUGUACGAGCCUCGCGGACAGCAUGAUCUCUCUUCGAUCCGGAUGAUCAUGUCGACGGGGUCACCCCUAGCUGCAUCACAAUAUGACUACGUUUACAAUCACAUACAACCCAACUCGGUCCUAGCCUCGAUUUCUGGCGGAACCGAUAUUUGCUCCCUAUUUGUUGGCCAGAACACGUCGCUUCCUGUCUAUCGGGGUGAGGUACAAACUCGAAUGCUAGGAAUGGGUGUUACUGUCCAUCCAACUCCAGUAUCGACAUCGAAUGAGAAGGAUAUCGAAGGAGAACUGAUCUGCACCCUUCCAUUCGUCGCACAACCACUUGGCUUUUGGCCCCUUCCGGGAUUCGGAUCCGAUGAGGAAGUCAAGGCUGCAAAGAAGAGGUAUAUGGAAGCAUACUAUCAGGAGGUGCCUGGUGCCUGGUACCAAGGAGACCACAUCAUUGUAACUGCGUCGAGGAUGCACAAUGCUGGUGGCGUCAUCAUGCUCGGUCGAUCAGACGGUGUUCUUAAUCCUGGCGGUGUAAGGUUUGGAAGCGCCGAAAUAUACUCUGCGAUAUCGAUCUUAGACGAGAGCCCCGUCGGGGUCGCUAUCUCCGACGCAUUGGUUGUUGGAUUGAAAGUCCGGGGAGGUGCAGACGAGAAAGUCGUGCUAUUUCUGAAGAUGAACACUAAUUGGCGUUCUUCGCCCUCAUGGGAAGAGAUAGUCCAGGCAGUGAAGAAGGUCAUUCGAGAAAGACGCUCCCCACGACACGUCCCGGACUGGAUCAUUCAGGUCAACGAUAUUCCGUACACCCUGAACGGGAAGCUGGUAGAGGUGACGGUCAAGAAGGUUAUCAACGGAGCACCUCUUUCUACGAUCAACGCAUCUACAUUGCGGAACCCGCAGUGCCUGCCGGAAUAUGUUGAGCACGGAAACAAGCUUCGUCUUGAGGCAGGCGUCGACAACAGCUACAAAUUGUAA
Molecule: messenger RNA, 2118 nt
Organism: Dacryopinax primogenitus
Lineage: Eukaryota; Fungi; Basidiomycota; Dacrymycetes; Dacrymycetales; Dacrymycetaceae
Product: acetoacyl-CoA synthetase
Exons: 11
Coding region: 1-2118 (705 amino acids)
Biological process (GO): lipid metabolic process
Cellular component (GO): cytosol
Molecular function (GO): acetoacetate-CoA ligase activity
Source: RefSeq, a predicted model, not a curated record